Molecule: messenger RNA, 3498 nt
Organism: Solanum dulcamara
Lineage: Eukaryota; Viridiplantae; Streptophyta; Magnoliopsida; Solanales; Solanaceae
Exons: 3
Coding region: 1-3498 (1165 amino acids)
Molecular function (GO): RNA-DNA hybrid ribonuclease activity; nucleic acid binding
Source: RefSeq, a predicted model, not a curated record
AUGGAAAGACUUAAAUCUCUUAAGAGUAUCCAUCAAAUUCCCAUUAUUGCCAUUCUAGAGCCUUUUUCUGAUAGCAUUCAGAUUCAGUACUUCAGAAAUCAACUCAACAUGGACCAUGCUAUUAGUAAUCCAAAUGGUAAGAUUUGGCUUUUUUGGACCAAGGAUGUAGACUGCAGGAUAUUGGAAAAUGAGGAGCAGUUGAUUACUUGUGAAUUUAAUCAUGUAAUGAAUCCAAAUCAGUUCAUAGUUACCUUUGUAUAUGCAAAAUGCAAAGAUCAUCUCAGAAGACCUCUGUGGGAUAGCAUGCUACAACAGUCAGCCACCUCCCUUCCAUGGUGCACAUUAGGUGAUUUCAAUGUUAUCACAGACCCUCAAGAAAAGUUGGGAGGUGUCACUUACAAUAUGAAAAAGAGCCUUGAGUUCAUCAGCAUCAUAGAAGCCUGUGGACUACAAGAUCUUGGGUUUUGUGGUCAGAGAUACACUUGGUCUAAUCUAAGGGGUAUAAUGUUCAGAAUCUGGAAGAGACUUGACAGAGGAAUGGUCAAUGAUAAGUGUCUAGAGAUGAUGCCUCAGACUACCAUUACUCAUCUACCCUCUGUGGGUUCAGAUCACUGCCCCUUACUGCUGGAGAUGACUGAUCAAAACCACCAACACACCAAAUAUUUCAAAUUCCUUAACUGCUGGACAGAACAACCAUCUUUCUUGGAUACUGUUAGUAAUUGUUGGAACAGGACCAUGGAGGGUAAUCCAAUGUGGUGUUUCCAUCAGAAAAUGAAGAGGUUGGCAGCCACUCUUAGUACUUGGUCCAGAUUGCAAUUUGGUGAUAUAUAUGCCAAAGUUAAAGAAUAUGAAGACAAGACUAGACAUGCAGAGGAAGAGCUAAUCUCUAGUAAUUCUGAAGAGAACAGAACAAAGCUCCAUGCCAUCAAUGCAGAGUAUAUAAAAUACCUGAAACUGGAGGAAUCUAUGCUAAAGCAAAAAACUCAGUUGCAUUGGUUCAAAGAGGGUGAUGUGAAUUCCAAGUAUUUUCAUACCUUGAUAAGAGGAAGGAGGAGGAAAUUAUACAUCCACAAGAUCCAGAAUGAGGAUGAUAAUUGGGUACAAGGUGAAGAAAACAUAGCCAAAGCUGCAUGUGAUCACUUCCAAGCCAUUUUCACUGGUGAGAAAACACAAAUUCAGGAGCAUACCCUCCAAUGUAUUCCCAGGAUGGUCACUGAUGAGCAUAACAGAAACCUGAAAGCUAUCCCUACAAUGGAGGAGUUGAGAACUGUAGUGUUUUUAAUGAAUCCCAAUUCAGCUGCUGGACCUGAUGGAAUGAAUGGCAAGCAUGGAUUCUUUCAUUCCACAAGAGGCCUUAAGCAAGGGGAUCCAUUAUCAACAGCUUUGUUUAUCAUAGGUGCUGAAGUCCUCUCCAGGCUCAUGAACAAUCUUCAUCAACACCCCCAAUAUCAUGGUUUCCUGAUGGCUAAAAAGAGCCCUCAAAUUAAUCAUCUCAGUUUUGCAGAUGACAUCAUCAUAUUCUCAUCUGGAAGAUCUCAUACCUUGAAGCUUAUCAUGGAGACACUACAUACCUAUGAGCAUGCUUCAGGACAAUUGAUCAACAGAGACAAGAGUAACUUCAUGGUACCCUCAAAUGCCUUCAACUCUACUGUUAGAAGAAUCAAGAAAGUUACAGGCUUCAAGCAAAAGAACAGCCCUAUCACAUAUUUGGGGUAUCCUCUCUACAUUGGUAGACAGAGGAUCAUCUAUUAUUCUGAGCUUAUAGCUAAAUUCCCCUCCUGCAACCACUAUCAAGCAAAUUCAAAGCAUCACAGCCAAUUUCUUCUGGGGUGGAAGAAUGAAAGGAGGAAAUAUCAUUGGUCUUCUUGGAAGAAUCUGAGUUAUCCCUAUGAAGAGGGUGGUAUUGGAGUGAGACUAAUAUCAGAUGUUGCCAAGUCUUUCCAAUACAAACAAUGGUGGAUAUUCAGAACUAAGAAUUCCUUAUGGAGUGAGUUCCUCAAAGCUAAGUACUGUCAGAGGUCAAAUUCUAUAACCAAAAAAUGGCACACAGGACAGUCUCUGAUAUGGAAGCACCUCAUGAAGAACAAGCACAAUGUUGAGCCUCAUAUCCAAUGGCAGAUACAGUCUGGUUCUUGCCUCUUUUGGUGGGAUAAUUGGUUAGGAGUUGGCCCCUUAGCUAAUUUCAGGUCUGCCAGUAGUAGACAGAACAAUACUAAGGUGUCUUCUUUCAUGAUUAAUGGUCAAUGGAAUGCUGAACUGGUCUCUCAGAAAGCACCUCCCCAGUUUGUACCUAGCAUCCAGGCAAGUAACAUCAACUAUCAGCCCCACAAACUUGAUCAGGCCUCUUGGAAGCCUAAUAGCAGUGGGGAAUUUAGUUGUUCUUCUGCCUGGGAACUUAUCAGGGACAAAAGGAGUAAGACAAGAAUUAACUCUCAAACAUGGCACAAACACAUUCCUUUUAAGUGUUCCUUCCUACUCUGGAGAGCACUUAGAGGGAAACUACCUACUAAUGAAAAAUUUAUCACCUUUGGAGAAGCCCCAGCCCAAUGUUACUAUUGCCAUAGAGCUGGUUUGGAUACCAUUGACCAUAUAUUUGUUUCUGGAAACUUUGACAGGAAGGUUUGGAGUGUAUUUUCUGAUUCUCUGGGUAUUAGUAAAGAAUACACACCCCUUAGAAACCUGAUGAUGAGGUGGUGGUCCAGUAAUUACAGUAAUGAGGUCCAUAAACUUAUCCUACAAGCAACUCCAAUCUUCAUAUGUUGGAACCUAUGGAAAAAUAGAUGUGCCAUCAAAUAUGGAGGGAAGCAGUCCAAUAUUACAAGAGUGAUCUACUCAGUCUUCAAGGAUAACUUCAACCUUCUAAGCACUACCUACUCCUAUAUCAGCUGGCCAAAUAGAUGGAAGGAACUGGUCCUUCUUGUGGAAAAAUGUACUAAUGAAGUUAAUGUUAGUACUGUCUACUGGAGGAAACCUUCAGCUCAUAUGGUGAAGCUGAACACUGAUGGUAGUUCACUUCACAACCCUAGAAAAAUAGGAGGGGGAGGAUUGCUAAGGAACAAUCAAGGAGAUCUUCUCUUUGCUUUCUCAACCCCUUUUGGAGAAGGUACAAACAACCAAUCUGAAAUAUUGGCAGCAAUCUUUGGUUUGACUUGGUGUCUCCAAUUAGGAUAUACUAAAGUAAUCCUUGAAGUGGACUCUGAGCUAGUAAUCAGAUGGAUAAAACACCUAGCUCAACCACCAUGGACUGUUAGAACACAACUCCAACAGCUGCAGGACAUCAGUCAUCAAUUCCAGGUUUUCAAAUGCAGCCACACUUACAGAGAAGCCAAUUUUACAGCUGAUGUUUUGUCCAAACAUAGCCACAAAUGCACUACUCCACAGAUAUAUCUCAAUAAACAAGAGCUUCCCAAAGAGGCAAGAGCUUACUUUGAGCUUGACAAACUGGAAAUGGCCAACUUCAGAAGAAGAAGGCUUAAGAGAAUCAAGAAGCCACCAUGA